Rhizophagus irregularis DAOM 181602=DAOM 197198 is the source of this 528-nucleotide messenger RNA. Lineage: Eukaryota; Fungi; Glomeromycota; Glomeromycetes; Glomerales; Glomeraceae. The record is from RefSeq and is a predicted model, not a curated record.
AUGUAUAUACUCAAAAAUCAUUUUGCACCUAAAACUUUGGACACCUAUCUUAGUUUAAUUUAUAGCUCUAAUGAUGAAGAGAAUUCUGAUAUUGCUAGUGAUGAUGAAUAUAUUCCAUCAGGUAGAACAAGACAAUAUUGGCAGUAUUCCCAUCAUCAAUUUCAAUAUCAAAAACGUAAAAAUACACGAAAUAGGAUUCAGGGUUGGGAAGAUUUAUUACAAAAAAUUCGUGCAGCUAUUUUCUUAUCUUUAGAUGAGCUCUGGCUAAUACCAUUUAACAUUAUGCUUAUUGCAACAUUUUUGAACUCUCGUUUUAAAAACUUUGAUUGGUGUAAUGGUAAUGGUAAAGAUGAAGCUAAAAAUUUAGUUCAAGAAUUAUAUAAUGAUACAAAAAAAGAUAUCCUGUCUAGAAAUAGUAUUAAUAGUAUUAUUAGCUCUUCAGAUGAUGAUGACAAUAUUUUCAAAGCGUUAAAAGAUAAAGAAAGAAAUGUGAAAGAUAAUAAUAAAGUGAUGUUUUAUUUGAAAUAA